Trichoderma gamsii is the source of this 765-nucleotide messenger RNA. RefSeq lists its product as hypothetical. Gene Ontology annotation, cellular component: DASH complex; spindle microtubule. Lineage: Eukaryota; Fungi; Ascomycota; Sordariomycetes; Hypocreales; Hypocreaceae. Gene Ontology annotation, biological process: attachment of spindle microtubules to kinetochore. The record is from RefSeq and is a predicted model, not a curated record. The coding region runs from base 1 to 765 and encodes 254 amino acids. The transcript has 3 exons.
AUGAAGGUGGCAAGCUUUGGAGACGAUGAAAAGGACAGGCUGAGCAACUGGCCGCCCAAGCUACUACCUGUAUCCCAGAUCUUGAUGCCUUCCAAUCAGGUGCAGGAGAUAGCAGCGCACAGCGAGCAAAGCAAGACAUCGAGCCGUCUUCCCCAAACGCGAGCUCCGACUCCACAUUCUCCAGCGAGACCAGGCUACAAAUCGGGCUUGGGCUCGAACUCUGCUUCUCUGCUCCCAACUCCUCCGAAUCUCGGCAUCGUGAACUCCGGGCCCCCAAUGGCUGCCAGGACGGGCCCAAGCGGUGGCGCUGGCGCUUACGCCGACUGCGUCGACUCGCUACGCAGCUCUCUCAAAUUCCUCGAGGCCUCUGUGGAGACAAUUGAUCGUGGCGUGUCGGAUUUUCCUCGUAUGAUGGGCGUCCUCAAGACAGUUCGGCCUACACUGGCUGCGGCUGAGGCCUCCCUCCGAGAUGAGAUUGGACCCUAUAUUGCCUUUCUGCUCAGCCGUGCCGACGCUCAAGUUGAGCGACAGGAACGCCGUAUUGAGACUCUCAAAGCUCGUGCCGACUUGCAACAGGGACGGCUCGCUAGACCAGAUGAGCCAGCGCGUAAACCUGCUUCUGCACGGAGUCGACAGCUCCGUGGCGAGGACAAGCUUCGCGCGAGGAUAGUACGCCAACGUAAGGAGGCUCUACGCUACGGUAUCGAGAGAUUGGAGCUUGAAGUGCUCCAAAAAGAAAGAGAAUUAAAGAAAACGCUUGGAUAG